This is a messenger RNA of Brugia malayi, 171 nucleotides long. Lineage: Eukaryota; Metazoa; Nematoda; Chromadorea; Rhabditida; Onchocercidae. The record is from the annotation of a RefSeq genome assembly.
GUCUACUUUACUCCAUGAGAAGAUUAUGCUCAGCAAGUAAUUAAUACAAUAGAUCAAUCUGAGAAAUCCAUUUUGGUUCAAUAAUACAAAUUUACUCUUGAGAAAGUGGCUAAUUCUCUAGUUGAAGCAAAAAAACGUAGCGUUGAUAUUAAAAUUAUUCUAGAUAAAUCA